Molecule: messenger RNA, 1413 nt
Organism: Erigeron canadensis
Lineage: Eukaryota; Viridiplantae; Streptophyta; Magnoliopsida; Asterales; Asteraceae
Product: probable 2-oxoglutarate-dependent dioxygenase At3g50210
Exons: 12
Coding region: 156-1148 (330 amino acids)
Molecular function (GO): dioxygenase activity
Source: RefSeq, a predicted model, not a curated record
ACCAAAAGCGUAAUGCAGAUUUUUCAUCUAUAAAAAGAAAAAGUAAAAGGUAACUUUUAGAAUUUAGACCAUCAUUUCACAAGUAAGUUUUCCACCACCAGUACACCACCACAGAGACAGUGAACGUCCGACAGCAUCGUAAACUCCGGCCCACCAUGUCUACCGACUUUCAAUCCAUCCCUCUAAUCGACAUAAGUCCUCUGGUAGCCAAAUGUGAUGAUCCGAAUGUUGCCGAGUACAAUGAUGUUGCACAAGUCGUAAGACAUUUAGACCAGGCUUGUCGAGAAGCUGGAUUCUUUUACGUGAAAGGUCAUGGUAUUCCUGAUUCUCUUAUCAAAAAAGUUCGAGAUAUGACACACAAGUUUUUCGAUCUACCUUACGAGGAAAAAAUCAAAAUCAAAUUAUCGGAUGCAACUGGAUACAGAGGAUACCAGCAGGUUGGUCAAAAUAUAACUAAAGGCGUACCCGAUAUACACGAAGCUAUUGAUUGUUAUAAAGAACUAAACAAAGGGAUGUAUGGAGACUAUGCUGACCCAUUAGUAGGAAGCAACAAGUGGCCAACAGAACCUUUAAAUUUUAAAGAACUGAUGGAGGAGUAUCUUAUUCUUUGCACGGAUCUGUCAAGAAAAAUCAUGCGGGGGAUUGCUCUGGCACUUGGUGGCCCAGUUGAUGUAUUUGAAGGCAAAAUAGCCGGUGAUCCAUUUUGGGUGUUGCGUAUAAUAGGUUACCCAGGUGCUUCAUUAAUAAGCGAUGAUGGCUUGCCAAAGAAUGAUGUUGGAUGUGGGGCUCACACUGAUUACGGUCUAUUGACAUUGGUUAAUCAGGAUGACGGCAUAACUGCCCUUCAGGUGAGGAACCUUUCUGGUGAAUGGAUAUCAGCAGUUCCCAUCCCUGGAACAUUCGUCUGCAAUAUCGGUGAUAUGUUAAAGAUUCUAACAAAUGGUCUUUAUGAAUCGACAUUGCAUCGGGUCAUCAACAACUCUCCUAAGUACAGAGUUUGUGUGGCUUAUUUUUAUGAGACGAAUUUCAAUGCUGCAAUAAGUCCCUUGGAUAUGUGUAUGAAGAAGAGUGGUGGAAACAAGAAGUUUGGAACAGCAAUAUAUGGGGAGCAUCUAGUUGGUAAAGUUGUGAAUAAUUUUGCAUAUUGAUACUGUCAUUGAUGUUAUUGUCUAUUUCUAUUGCUUCUUGUACAUUAGCUCAAGGGUGUAACCACCUCAGGAAUAAAAAGCUUAGUAAUUUUUUAUAAAUGUGAUUUGAGAUUACCAAAAUGUUGCUCAUCAAGUUGUUGGAGUACAGGACAUCAACACACGCAACGUGGGAUACUCCAACCGGCAAUCAAGCCAUUUGUUAAUUUGUAUUUUACUAACAAGUAUCUCAUCUGUAUGGUAGUGGUUUAUUCUUUUAAUAAAGUAA